UUCGCAUCAAUGGCCGGCGCUGGCGCCCUGCUAAGAACCACCUUCCUCAUCGCUAAACCUAACUACAAAAUCCCAAUCACCUUUUCCCUAUUUCAAUCCCAAUCCAAACGAACUCCCCACCACCAUAACCGCCGGCAUUAUCAAUUCAUCCGGAAAUUCUCCUCUUCACAACCAUCUCACCGGAAUCGCUCCAACGUAGUCGAUAUUCUCGAAGAAAGAGGCUUACUCGAAUCUCUCACCAGCGAAAACCUCCGUUCAGUUUGCUCAGAUUCAUCUCUUCGAGUAUAUUGCGGCUUCGACCCCACUGCCGAAACUCUCCACCUCGGCAACCUCAUCGGAAUCAUCGUCCUCUCCUGGUUCCUCCGCUGUGGUCACUCCGCCGUCGUUCUCGUCGGCGGCGCCACUGGUCGCAUCGGCGAUCCAUCCGGUAAGUCUUUCGAACGCCCUGAACUUGAUAUCCAAACCCUAAAUAGAAACAUCGCCGGUAUCUCCGAUACGGUCCUCAAUAUUCUUAACGUCGAUAAUGGUUCCUAUUCGAUUAGGGUUUUAAACAAUUACGAUUGGUGGAAAGAUGUGAAAUUUCUUGAUUUCUUGAAAGAUGUUGGAAGAUUUGCUAGGGUUAAUACAAUGAUGGCUAAAGAAAGCGUGAAAAGAAGAUUAGAAGCAUCUGAUCAGGGUUUAAGUUAUACAGAAUUCACUUACCAGCUUUUACAAGGCUACGAUUUCUUUCAUUUGUUUAAAUCCGAAAAUGUUAGGGUUCAAAUCGGGGGUUCGGAUCAAUGGGGAAACAUCACAGCUGGAACCGAGUUGAUUCGAAAGCUUCAUCAAUCUGAUGCUGCAUAUGGACUCACAUUCCCUUUGUUACUAAAAUCCGAUGGCACUAAAUUUGGAAAAUCCGAAGAUGGUGCGAUCUGGCUUUCACCAUCGAUGUUGUCUCCAUAUAAGUUUUAUCAGUAUUUCUUCUCUAUUCCGGACGAUGAUGUGGUGAGGUUUUUAAGGAUUCUUACUUUUGUGAGUUUAGAGGAGAUAGGGGAGAUAGAAAUGGAGAUGAAGAGUGACGGGUAUGUGCAGAAUUCAGCGCAACGGCGGUUGGCAGAGGAGGUUACGCGAUUUGUUCAUGGGGAAGAUGGUUUGGCGGAGGCGAUUAAGGCCACAGAGGCUUUAAGGCCAGGGUCUGAUACGAGGUUGGAUUGGAAGACGAUCGAAGGGAUUUCAGAGGACGUUCCUUGGUGUUGUUUAGGUUAUGAUGAGGUUGUGAAUGCUCGUGUUGUCGAUAUUUCGGUUUCAACAGGUCUGAUUGAGAGUAAGUCGGCUGCACGGAGGCUAUUGAAGCAAGGGGGGUUGUAUCUGAAUAAUGGGAGAGUUGAUGAUGAAGGGAAAAAGAUAGAUUCAGAUGAUAUUGUGGAUGGGAAAAUUCUGCUGUUAUCUGCUGGAAAGAAGAACAAGAUGGUUGUAAGAAUAGCAUGAUUCAUUUUCUUUCCAUGUUAAGAAAAACAUGUGAUCAAUAAAACAGAUAGAAGUUUUUGAUAUGUGA
Messenger RNA from Cynara cardunculus var. scolymus (artichoke), 1534 nucleotides. RefSeq names its product tyrosine--tRNA ligase, chloroplastic/mitochondrial. The record is from RefSeq and is a predicted model, not a curated record. NCBI's taxonomy places the organism in Eukaryota, Viridiplantae, Streptophyta, Magnoliopsida, Asterales, Asteraceae. The transcript has a single exon. The coding region runs from base 10 to 1467 and encodes 485 amino acids. Gene Ontology annotation, biological process: tyrosyl-tRNA aminoacylation. Gene Ontology annotation, cellular component: chloroplast stroma; mitochondrion; cytosol. Gene Ontology annotation, molecular function: RNA binding; tyrosine-tRNA ligase activity; ATP binding.